Molecule: messenger RNA, 459 nt
Organism: Eimeria tenella
Lineage: Eukaryota; Apicomplexa; Conoidasida; Eucoccidiorida; Eimeriidae
Product: Proliferating cell nuclear antigen, related
Exons: 3
Coding region: 1-459 (152 amino acids)
Biological process (GO): leading strand elongation; translesion synthesis; regulation of DNA replication
Cellular component (GO): PCNA complex
Molecular function (GO): DNA binding; DNA polymerase processivity factor activity
Source: RefSeq, a predicted model, not a curated record
AUGGAAGUGGCGCUGCUGACAGUUGUGCAGGAGCGGCUGCGGAUUCCGGAAGAGCCUUAUUCGUGUGUCUGUACAGUCGACGCGAAGGAGUUCCAGGAGCUGCUGCGGUACAUACACUCCAUUGCGGAAAGCGUUAGAAUUCGGGGAGAAAAAGAUUCUCUUGUGCUUUCCGCGAAAGGCGAAAACUUGGCGGUCACCCGAGUCAUCCACGCACCUGACAUGCAGUGCAGCGAGAGUUUCGAGCAGGACUUCGCAGUGCGCUACUUGUCGAACUUCGUGAAGGGCGCCAGCCUCUGCGAACGCCUCGAAGUGGCCAUGACUCAAGGCACUCCCAUGCGCUUCACUUUCCCGCUGCCGCCGCCCGGCCACUGCAGCGCAGCAGCAGCAGCAAUGGCUGUCGACGCGGAGGACUUGAGCUGCCUCCGCUUCUACGUCGCGCCCAAGAUCGACGAGGACUGA